Molecule: messenger RNA, 243 nt
Organism: Symbiodinium pilosum
Lineage: Eukaryota; Dinophyceae; Suessiales; Symbiodiniaceae
Source: the annotation of a GenBank genome assembly
GUUUCACAGGCGGCAGAGUUUCCAAGCUCUCGGGAGCCUACAGUUGGUUCGCGCUUGGCGCAGCGUACCGUCGCACAAGAAGCUUUGGGCACUUCCCCGAGCGAGGAUGCCGCCUUGAAGGACCUCGUUCAAGCAACGUUGCGCUUUGUCUACGCCCGGGCCGCAGAUGUGGCCUCUAGGCAUGCAGCACUGGCAACCAGUUCGCCCGUGGUCAGCAACUCCCCCUGGGCACGAACAGAGGAG